Chinchilla lanigera (long-tailed chinchilla) is the source of this 1905-nucleotide messenger RNA. Its product is annotated as cytochrome P450 20A1. Bases 83 to 1471 code for a protein of 462 amino acids. NCBI's taxonomy places the organism in Eukaryota, Metazoa, Chordata, Mammalia, Rodentia, Chinchillidae. Gene Ontology annotation, cellular component: membrane. The transcript has 13 exons. Gene Ontology annotation, molecular function: oxidoreductase activity, acting on paired donors, with incorporation or reduction of molecular oxygen; monooxygenase activity; heme binding. The record is from RefSeq and is a predicted model, not a curated record.
ACAGCCCAUUCCCCUGUCCCGCCAGGCUGGGCUGCUGCUGCCAGAACAGAGGAUCCGAGACGUGGCUCCUGGGCGAGCAACCAUGUUGGACUUUGCCAUCUUCGCCGUGACCUUCUUGCUGGCGUUGGUGGGAGCAGUGCUCUACCUCUACCCGGCUUCCAGACAAGCUGCAGGGAUUCCAGGGAUUGCUCCAACUGAAGAAAAAGAUGGCAAUCUUCCAGAUAUCAUAACCAGUGGAAGUUUGCAUGAGUUCCUGGUUAAUCUACACGAGAGAUACGGACCUGUGGUUUCUUUCUGGUUUGGCAGGCGCCUUGUGGUUAGCCUGGGCACUGUGGAAGUACUGAAGCAGCAUAUCAACCUCAACAGGACAUUGGACCCUUUUGGAACUGUGCUGAAGUCAUUGCUAAGGCACCAGUCUGGCGGCGGGACUGCGGGCGAGCACCACGUGAGGGAGAAGCUGCGUAACCGUGGUGUGACCGAGGCGCUGCAGAGUGACUUUGGGCUCCUGCUAAAGCUUUCAGAAGAAUUAUUAGACAGUUGGCUCACCUACCCAGAGAGCCAGCAUGUCCCCCUCAGCCAGCAUAUGCUUGGUUUUGCCAUGAAGUCUGUUACACAGGUGGUAAUGGGCAGUGCAUUUGAAGAUGGCCAGGAAGUCAUUCGAUUCCAGAAGAAUCAUGGCACAGUUUGGUCUGAGAUUGGAAAAGGCUUUCUAGAUGGGUCACUUGAUAAAAGUGCAACUCGGAAGAAACAAUAUGAAGAUGCACUUGUACAAUUGGAAUCUAUUUUAAAGAAAAUCAUAAAAGAACGAAAAGAAAAGAGCUUCAGUCAACAUAUUUUCAUUGACUCUUUAGUACAGGGAAACCUUAAUGACCAACAGAUCCUGGAAGACAGUAUGAUAUUUUCUCUGGCUGGUUGCAUAAUAACUGCAAAAUUGUGUACCUGGGCAAUCUGUUUUUUAACCACUUCGGAAGAAGUUCAAAAAACACUAUAUGAAGAGAUAGACCAGGUUUUGGGGAAGAAUCCUAUUACACCAGAGAAGAUUGAGCAGCUGAGGUAUUGUCGGCAAGUGCUUUGUGAAACUGUUCGAACUGCCAGACUGACCCCAGUUUCUGCCCGGCUUCAAGAUAUUGAAGGAAAGAUUGAUCAAUUCAUUAUUCCCAGGGAGACUCUGGUCCUUUAUGCCCUUGGGGUGGUACUUCAGGAUCCGAACACUUGGCCAUCACCACACAAAUUUGAUCCAGAUCGCUUUGAUGAUAACUCAGUAAUGAAAACUUUCUCCACGCUUGGAUUUUCAGGCACACAGGAAUGUCCAGAGCUGAGGUUUGCAUAUAUGGUGGCCACAGUCCUUCUGAGUGUGUUGGUGAGGAGACUCUUCCUUCUUCCUGUGGAGGGUCAGGUUGUGGAAAUGAAGUAUGAACUGGUCACGUCGACAAAGGACGAAGCCUGGAUCACUGUCUCAAAGAGAAGUUAACAUUGUGUACAUUUAAAAGUUUUGUUAAAUAGACUGAAGAAGAUGACCAUUUAGAAAUUACAAGGUGAAUCCUUUUAUAAGCCAAGUAUCAUUUCACAGUGUAAAUGCCCAUUGUCACUUUAUUAAGUAAAUUUAACUUUUAUAUCUUAGAUUGUCUUAAUGCAUGAAAUGCACUUACACUUAAUCACACUAAUAUAUGGAUACUUUCAAUAGGGAGCUUAAUUUUCUAAUUUUAAUUUUUAUCAUUUUGUAAGCCAUUAUUUUUAUCUUUUUCUUUAAAAACUUCUAAAAUGAAUAUUCUUGAAGAGAGAAAUUAUUUUGUACAAGUUGGAAAUCAUGUUUUCUGAAUAUUCAUAAAAGAGAAGCACAAUCCUAAUUCCUUUUUGUACUUUCAAUAAAUCACUUUAAAGGGAAAUAAAGAGGAUUUACUAUAA